AUGGCUUGGCCCUGCAUCACCCGGGCGUGCUGCAUCGCCCGCUUCUGGAACCAGCUGGACAAGGCGGACAUCGCGGUCCCUUUGGUCUUCACCAAAUACUCCGAGGCCACCGAGAACCCCGCGGCCCAGGUGGGUUUGCAGCAGCCACGCCCUUCCUCUGCCAUCGAGACCCAGCCCUCCAUCCUUGGCGGCGACCUGGAUGCAGUUGCCAGGGCGACUGCGGCUGGGGGGGACCACAAGGCUGGGCCGGGGCAGCAGCCGCUGGCCGACUCGGUGAUGCGCCAGGAUUACAAGCACUGGAAGGCGCAGCGGCCGGAGCCUAGCUGCAAACCCAAGAGCGAGUACCAGCCCUCGGAAACCCCCUUUGAGUCGGAGAGCCAGUACCAGAAGGAUUUCCGAGCCUGGCCCAUCCCCAAGAGAGGGGACCAUCCCUGGAUCCCCAAGCCAGCCCCGUCCCCUGGGCCAGCCUCGGACAAGGGCCCCCAGGAGAAACCUCCCAGCCAGGAGAAGAGGAGGAAGCUGCAGCCAGGGCAGGAGAAGAAGGAGGAGGAGUCAGAGCAAAGGGCAAAGGAGGAGCAGCCCAAGGCAGCCAGGGCUGAGGAAGGGCGGAAGAAGAGGGUCCAGGUGGUCGAGGAUGGGGGGCAGCAGCAGCCCGCGCUCUCGGUGUCCCAGGAGGCGGCCAAAGAGCGAGCAGCGGUGGAUGCCCUCAACAGGCAGAUCAGGGAGGAAUCGGCAGCCGGGGUGAGCAGCUCCUACAGAAAUGAAUUCAGACCUUGGGUAGACGUCAACAGAGUCAAGCUUAUAAAAGCUAAGUCCCAGUACAAGCCCCCGGACGAGAAAGUGAGCCACGAAACCAGUUACAGUUCUCAAUUCAAGGGGGAGCCCAACAAGCCUGUACAAGCCGAUAACAAAUUCAUCGAUCGCAGGAGGAUACGCAGCCUGUACAGCGAGCCCUUCCAAGAAUCUUCAAAGGUGGAGAAGCGUAGUGUUCAACCUUCCAAACCAAAAAAGACAACAACGAGCCAUAAACCACUGAAAAAGGCCAAAGACAAGCAGAUCGCAUCUGGCCGGGCUGCCAAGAAAAAGAGUGCUGAGAGCUCCAGUGGGACAAAGCCAGAGGACAAGGAGAAAAGUAAAGAGAUGAACAAUAAAUUGGCUGAGGCUAAAGAGACCCUCGAUAAAGCCACCGGUACUACAGACCAGGAACCAAGUACCUUAGCCCAGGACCCACCCACAUGA
Emys orbicularis (European pond turtle) is the source of this 1239-nucleotide messenger RNA. RefSeq names its product microtubule associated protein 6 (gene MAP6). Gene Ontology annotation, biological process: microtubule cytoskeleton organization; dendrite morphogenesis; positive regulation of axonogenesis. Gene Ontology annotation, cellular component: dendrite; Golgi-associated vesicle; microtubule. Bases 1 to 1239 code for a protein of 412 amino acids. Gene Ontology annotation, molecular function: calmodulin binding; microtubule binding. Lineage: Eukaryota; Metazoa; Chordata; Testudines; Emydidae. The record is from RefSeq and is a predicted model, not a curated record. The transcript is spliced from 4 exons.